UAUUUUCCGCAAGUUUGAAGUGCAUUAUUCGGUCACCAGCCCAGCGUGCACUCGAACAAGGACCAACCUGAUUUGGCGCGGAAACGUGUGUUAUUGCGCGAAGAUACCACAUCGAACUUGUUUGAAAAUGGCAGAUAAGGAACAAGUUCCAGAACCUUUUGAUGAUGCUGUCGAGGAACGCGUCAUUAACGAGGAAUACAAGAUAUGGAAGAAGAACACUCCGUUUCUGUAUGACCUUGUGAUGACCCAUGCCUUGGAGUGGCCUAGUUUGACUUCUCAGUGGUUGCCCGACGUCAGAAGGCCAGAAGGCAAAGAUUACUCCAUUCAUCGACUGGUACUCGGCACUCACACGUCUGACGAACAGAACCACUUGGUGAUUGCCAGCGUUCAGCUGCCAAACGAUGACGCUCAGUUUGAUGCAUCUCAUUAUGACAGUGAAAAGGGAGAAUUUGGAGGAUUUGGUUCAGUUAGUGGCAAGAUUGAGAUUGAAAUAAAAAUCAACCAUGAAGGAGAAGUGAACCGGGCAAGGUACAUGCCACAAAACCCAACCAUCAUCGCUACCAAGACUCCCUCCAGUGAUGUCCUGGUCUUUGACUACACAAAGCAUCCUUCCAAACCAGAUCCCAACGGCGAGUGUAAACCCGACCUUCGACUGAGAGGACAUCAGAAGGAAGGCUAUGGAUUGUCCUGGAAUCCUAACCUGAGCGGUAAUCUCCUCAGUGCUUCAGAUGAUCAUACAAUCUGUUUGUGGGACAUCAGUGGUGACGAGAAGGAUGUCUGUGUUGUUGAUGCUAAGACAAUCUUCACUGGUCAUUCAGCUGUGGUGGAAGACGUCUCAUGGCAUCUUCUUCAUGAAAGUCUCUUUGGCUCCGUUGCAGAUGACCAGAAGCUCAUGAUCUGGGACACCAGAGUCAAUAACACAUCCAAGGCAAGUCAUUCUGUCGAGGCUCAUACAGCAGAGGUCAACUGUCUGUCCUUUAAUCCUUACAGUGAAUUCAUCUUGGCAACAGGAUCAGCUGACAAGACUGUUGCAUUGUGGGAUCUGCGUAAUCUGAAACUCAAGCUUCAUUCCUUUGAAUCGCAUCGGGAUGAAAUCUUCCAAGUCCAGUGGUCACCUCAUAAUGAGACCAUCUUGGCGUCCAGUGGUACGGACAGACGACUCAAUGUAUGGGACCUUAGUAAAAUCGGUGAGGAGCAGUCAGCAGAGGAUGCUGAGGAUGGUCCUGGUGAACUUCUCUUCAUUCAUGGCGGACACACGGCUAAGAUCUCAGACUUCUCCUGGAAUCCCAAUGAACCAUGGGUCAUCUGCUCGGUAUCCGAGGACAACAUCAUGCAAGUCUGGCAAAUGGCUGAAAACAUCUACAAUGAUGAAGAGCCAGACACCCCUGCUGCUGAAUUGGAACCUCCCACUGCACAAUGAGACCGCCAGCCUCUUCAGUCAUCCAACUUUAUUUCCAGAUCGUACCAUCUUCUGUGUAGGGACCCUUCUGUAAUGAUUGCUAGGUGGAUAUAUAUGUUAACCCGUUUGUAUUAAGACAAGCUGUACAAAUAUUACAAUUUGUUAAAAGGGAAACUUUUCAGUUUGACAUCUUAGGUAAUGAUCCGUUCUUAGUAUAAAAUUGAAGUGGCUAAUUGUACAAUUCAUAUACUAUGGGCUCCGUGCACAAGUACUCCUUCAAUGGCCAGAAAAGGAGAGUUGGGGGAGACCUAGACUGGUUCCCUGUCCAUCCACUGUGUAUUUCGAAUGAUCCAAAGUUAUUGGUGGCGUGGAUUAGAUGAAUUGGGAGAUCAUCGCAAGUUAAAUUCAAAUGUAUCUACGUGCCGACGAUGACGCUGUGGCUAAUAGAUUUGGCACAUUCAGGAAGUUGUGCGUAUUUCGUGUGCGAAUCAGUACAGCAGUAUGCACACGCUGUGUGUCCUGUCCUCGGGCUCUCAAAAGUGGUAAACAUGUGCCCUCUAUUGUUGCCGCACGGAGCCCAUGGGCAGAGCAUCCCUCAGUUAAUAAACAGAUCAAUUUUGAAGUGUCUUUUAUUUGAUUUUGAGUUUUGCUGUCAUUGUUAAUGGAAUACACAACAUACAAAUGGAUCUUUUGGCAUUUGACAUAUGAGAAUAACCAGCAUAUGAAUUGCCAGUUUAUCACAGUUCUCCAUUUUUCCCCCGCAUUUUAGUUUAUCCUUGCUUUUGAUGAAAAAGUACCACACUGUUCUGAUUUGUUCACCAAGUACCAAAAACUACAACUGUAUAAAUAUAAAUACCAAGUCUCGUAUGUACAUGAUCUGCACUGACAUUUGAUUUGGGAAAAACGGAGCAAUAAAGAGUUAUGAAGUCCUAAAACACAUUUUAAUAUAAAAACACAUUUUAAAAUUGCCUGUACAACAUGACGAAAGUUUGUACUAUAGAGAGCUCUGCAGUGCAGCCAUCCCAUUCCAAGUAACCCCUUUUAUAAAGUCUGUGGUUUAAUAAAGUAAAAAAAAAAAAAA
This is a messenger RNA of Patiria miniata (bat star), 2480 nucleotides long. It is a transcript of the gene rbbp4, whose product is annotated as histone-binding protein RBBP7. NCBI's taxonomy places the organism in Eukaryota, Metazoa, Echinodermata, Asteroidea, Valvatida, Asterinidae. Bases 128 to 1420 code for a protein of 430 amino acids. Gene Ontology annotation, cellular component: NuRD complex; ESC/E(Z) complex; nucleus. Gene Ontology annotation, molecular function: histone binding. Gene Ontology annotation, biological process: regulation of gene expression. The transcript is spliced from 11 exons. The record is from RefSeq and is a predicted model, not a curated record.